UCCUCCUCCUCCUCGUCCUCCUGUUCUCCAGCCAUCGACGAAACUUCAAAGCUGACUUCACAGCGAUUUACCAGCGACGGAUUUAAUGUUUUAACACCGAGUGAUGCUGUGAGGGGGAAACCAGCAGAAGUGAAGCCGGGAUGUGGAGCUGUCUAACGGCUGGAUUCUGAGACGUUACCGUUGGGAUGAGUUCAUAACGUUAGCCAACGGUUCACCACUAGAGCUUCUCCGUUCUCUUCUUCUCCUGCUAGUUGAAGUGUGCCCGCUGAUUCAGUCAUGGCUCGUGGUUGCAUCUGUUGUGUUAAAUACAUGCUCUUCCUCUUCAACCUGCUCUUCUGGCUGGGUGGGUGUGGAUUGUUGGGUGUGGGCGUGUGGCUGUCAGUGUCUCAGGGCAGCUUCGCCACCCUGUCACCCUCCUUCCCGUCGCUCUCCGCCGCCAACCUUAUCAUCACCCUCGGCACCGUCGUCAUGGUGACAGGUUUCCUGGGCUGCUUGGGUGCCAUCAAGGAGAACAAAUGCCUGCUGCUCAGUUUUUUCAUCGUUCUGUUGAUCAUCCUCUUGGCAGAACUCAUCCUCCUCAUCUUGUUCUUUGUCUACACCGACAAGGUGAGUGAAAAUGCCAGACGGGACCUGAAAGAAGGGCUGGUGCUGUAUAACACAGAUAAAAACGCCGGCCUGAGGGAUGCAUGGAACACCAUACAAGGAGAGUGGCGAUGCUGUGGUGUGACCAACCACAAUGACUGGUACACCGCCCUGCAUGACAACAUGGUUCCUGACCUCUGCUGCCAGCAGGUUUACCCCGGCUGUGGGCGCAACGCCUCCAAUACCUUCUGGACACGGGGUUGCUAUGAGAAGGUAGAGGAGUGGCUGGAUGACAACAAACACCUACUGGGAACCAUUGCCAUGUGUGUGUUGGUCAUACAGCUCCUUGGUAUGGCUUUCUCCAUGACGCUUUACCAACAGAUCCACCGAGCAGGGAAGAAGUAUGAAGCCUGACGGGAGUAACAGCAUCAGUCCAAACUGUUAAUAUCAGUUACAGUUAUAAGGUAUAUCACCUAGUGUUAAUAGUAGAACAUCAGCUAGUUAUGUGUGCCACUACAACCUUUUAUUUCACAUUUUUCUUAUCUAUUGAACUAGUUUCUUACUGUUACCUUUUUAUAAAUCACACUCUUAAUGCAUGUUAUGUAAAAUAUUUGUGAUUUGACAAUCAGAACAGAGGGAAGAGAUCUUUUGUUGUUAAAAGCCAUACCUGUGGACAAAUAUAUAAUGUAUGGAUUAAUUUAGAUAAAACAAGCAUUGUGUAACUAACAUGUUCAAUAAAAGCACUCUUCACUAAUGUGA
This is a messenger RNA of Centropristis striata (black sea bass), 1341 nucleotides long. RefSeq names its product tetraspanin-9. Lineage: Eukaryota; Metazoa; Chordata; Actinopteri; Perciformes; Serranidae. The transcript has 9 exons. The coding region runs from base 277 to 996 and encodes 239 amino acids. The record is from RefSeq and is a predicted model, not a curated record. Gene Ontology annotation, cellular component: membrane.